AUGUCCAUCGGUUUUUUGCCAACAGCCAUCGUGAGAAAUAACUUUGCAUUACUGCGCACAGAAAAUAGGACACGGCGAUUGUUUAGGAGAUAUCCAGGUUUGGUGGAGUUUUUCAACUACGUAUUCAACAACUACAUCAAUGGAAACUUUCCUGUAACUUUGUGGAAUGUGUACGAUCGUGCCAUGGAUUGCCGUACAAACAAUAACGCUGAAGGUAAUUGCAGUUGAUUUAUCAAUUAUUGUGAUUCGGUUUUCGCAUGAUAUGUAGAAUUAUCAAGCCGAAGUUUGUGUUAUCAACGUAGCCUAAGGUUGAGCUUAGUAACACGAACCGGAACAGAGGUCAUGAUAAUUCUCCAUAUCAAUAAUUGUUUUAUUAUUUAUUUAAAUGAUGGAACAGCCAAUAUAUUUACGUGUAUUCACAAUUCUUUAGUACUUCGACAGUCCUCAUGACGGCACUAUUUGUGUUUGAGAUGGCAGCAAAAAGACGAAAGUCUGAUAUCUCUAAAGUGAUUCUCAUUAAAAUCUUGUCGUUCAUAUGGGCGUGAUUGCUAAUGUGUUUCCAUGACAACCAUAUAAAAAUAACAAUUAUAUUGAAUCAACUCUGAGAUACAAACAGACUUUCAUGUUUUUGGUACCAUUCCAAGAACUACAAAAGUGGCAGCGUAACUCAAAACUCAAGACAUGAAAAACUGUAUAUAACUGCCUAUUUAUAUUCAUGCACGUUUGUCCACGUAUAUAUUACUUGCAAUUGUUCAAUUUAGUGGUUUUAUUAUUAAGGCUUUCAUCGCGCUUGGAACAACCGUGUGCAAGUGCGCCAUCCCAACUUGUGGAUCUUUAUAAGGCAUUUGAAGGAUCUUCAGGCUCAAACCAAUCAAGGCAUCCGUUCUAUGGAUAACGGUGGGCAACCCACACGAAGGCGUCGCCGCUGGCAACGGUUAGAAAAUCAACUUCAGAGAUUGAAGACCGACUACAUUAAUGGAGUCAGAGAUGUUCAGCGUUAUUGGAAUGCAGUAUCGUAUCUAGUAACUACAUUUUAG
Molecule: messenger RNA, 1037 nt
Organism: Paramuricea clavata
Lineage: Eukaryota; Metazoa; Cnidaria; Anthozoa; Malacalcyonacea; Plexauridae
Source: the annotation of a GenBank genome assembly